Molecule: messenger RNA, 1526 nt
Organism: Bombus huntii
Lineage: Eukaryota; Metazoa; Arthropoda; Insecta; Hymenoptera; Apidae
Exons: 5
Coding region: 1-1092 (363 amino acids)
Cellular component (GO): extracellular region
Molecular function (GO): chitin binding
Source: RefSeq, a predicted model, not a curated record
AUGAAGACAAUAAUCGAGAAAGAAAAUUGGUUUCGUUUAAUACUUACUGCCACGUUUCUAAUGAUAUGCGUUGUUGCAGAAAAGCGGAAAAGACAAAUAUUUAGAGAACAAGUCUUACCAGCAUUAGGAGGUAAAAUUCCAGAAGAAGCUUUUAGGACUGAUCGUUUAGCCUUAAAUCGAUUAAACAAAGAAGGUAUUACAGUACCUGAUGGAGUGGUCUUUGAUGCCCGAGGUGUGCAUAAACAUACUCAGCAUGUUCAAGCGAUGCCAGAAGUAAUAAAAUUGAAGAGCAUCGUUCUGUCUUUGCAGGUGUACCUGACACCGGAUGGACGAUACGUUCCACCCGAAGGCAGAUUUCAUUACAACCGUGCGAAAGCGAUUGACACAACUUACGUUAUUCGUACGCCAUACUCGCGAUUUAAUGGUCACGAGUACACGAACAAUCGCUUUAACAAGCAUCGGGAUUUUUCUAAAUCACAAACUUAUACGAGCUUCAGACAAUUUGUACCUAUAGUACCACCAUUGAAACCUGGAAUUUAUAAACCUAUCGUAACACCUUUGGUACUUCCUGCUGAUGCCAAUUUAUUAGAAGAAACUUUUACACCAACUUGGAAUAUUCGCUACGAGUGGGAUUCUAUUUACCAACCAUUCGACGAUUAUAUUCUCAACAACAUAGCGCUUUUCAACUCUCACCAGAUCAUUGCUGAUUAUCAGGGAUUUUUGAAUAAGUUUCAUGAGCGAUCUUCGAGACACGCCGGAUCUCAUCCUGCAAAUAGAAACCAAAACUUUUCUCCUCGUAUUCGAAAGCAGGAAUUGCAAAACAUCGAAAUAAAUCCGAAAGCGACAUCGUACCAAAAUGUCAAACUGAACACUGACGAUACAGUUUCUCGCUACACGAAUCUUACCAAAAUUCCAGAAACUGGUUUCACGUGCAGUGGUAGGAGAGGCAUGUUUGCCGAUGUUGAAACUAAGUGUCAAGUUUUCCACAACUGCUCUGGUUGGUCGAAAACUUCCUCGCUUUGUCCAUCGGGAACAGCAUUUAGUAACGUAAAGAAACGUUGUGAAUGGUGGAAUACAGUAGAGUGUAAAUAAUUCAUUUAAUUCUAUCGAAAUUUCAAUAAUAUUAGAAUAGUAAUAUAGAUAUAAAUGAAUUAAAAGCAAUGAUAACUUAGAUAUCCAUUAUAAAUUGUUAUAAUUAGACUGUGGAUUUUUACGCAUUUAUGAGAAAUUUAAGGGGCGUCGAAAUGCACAGAAUGCGCGUAAUACGCAAAAAUAUGUGAAACGUCCAAAAUAUAGCACUUACUAUAAUACCUAGUAGCUAAAACACAUUUCGGCUUUCCAGGUCCCAUUUCUUUAACGGCUUUCAUAAAAAUAUAUAUUUGCAUAAAUAUCCGCAGUCCGGUUAUGAUUAAUAUGCGAAACUAAUACGAUGAAGAAAAUGUAGAUAUACCAUCUCUAUUACGAACGUCCAAAUUAUGUUCACUGUUACAUAGAAUGAGGAAAUAUAAGAACAGUUUAAGAAUGUA